Molecule: messenger RNA, 2119 nt
Organism: Sebastes umbrosus (honeycomb rockfish)
Lineage: Eukaryota; Metazoa; Chordata; Actinopteri; Perciformes; Sebastidae
Exons: 3
Coding region: 80-2119 (679 amino acids)
Source: RefSeq, a predicted model, not a curated record
CAAAGAACCAACAAAGAGCACUCUGUCGGUCCUGAGAGAGAGCGAACAACUCUACGGCUACAACGUCUAACCGACCAGUAUGGGACAGAUCCCGGAUAAACUAGAAGGGGGAGAGCAGGCCCUCGGUGAAGGGUCGGAGGAGACGAGGCCGAGUCCUGACCCUGGAGCGGCAGAAAGUCACACAGGUGAUGUCAUGGAGGGAGGAAGCUCCUCCUCUGAGGAGGAGGCUGGUAGCACCAGGGAGGAUUCAGGGGAGCCAGACGCUCAGGAUCUGGACGGGAGCCCCGGCCAAGAGCCAACAACACCUUCUAGUGAGAAGCACAUAAAAUUGAGGGAGAGUCCUUUCGCUGCAAGGGAGGUGAGGCAGGGAGGGGCUGCAGGAAAGGAGAGAAGAGGAGGAGGAGGAGGAGGAGGAGGAGGAGGAGGAGGAGGCAGGACCGUUCCACUGGUUCCACAGGAGACAGACGAGAACCAAAAGAGUAGUACGAGGAUUGCGGAAGGAGCUGGAACACACAAGCUGUUCAAUCAAAUCAAGAGAGAGGAGAAGACGACUGAGGAGGAGCUUCACGCAUCCUCAAAGAUUAAGAUGGAGUAUCAGGAUGAGGGAAGCGUCCAACAUGAGGAGAUCCAAGAUGAAAACUUCUCAGCUGGAGUUUAUGCUGUUACCUCACAGGAUGCAAACUCACUUGUAGACACGGAAGAGGACUCUGGGAUGGUGAAGAUGAGCAGAUGUGGAGAUCAUGCAGGAAGUGAGUCUGUUCAACAAGAUGAGCACGACAUCAUCAUGGCUGAAGUUGAAGACGUUAAACUCUGUGCAGGAACAGUGGGCCGCUUGAGUGAGAGGAGGGAACCGCCUACAGCUCAACCCCAACAUCCUUUGAAAAACAGUCUACAGAAGGAGUCUCUAUUAGAUGUGAGUGAUACCAUUCACUGUAGACCUCCAAGAGAGUCAACACAACCAAAGGUCACUGACACUGAUGAUGAAAAGGAGUCGGUGAGGCCUUAUCUGCCAAUGGACACAACUGAAACAACCACAAAUCAAAAGAUAGACUCAUGUUCAGCAUCAAAUCCAGCGAUUGAGCCCAGUUCUAUUUUGGAGAAGCUACUGAAGAGAGAUAAACAGGAGACAACCCCAACUCAUGACAUGGUGACGAUUGAUGUUACUGCAAAGAGGAUCCUUGGCAACACAGCAACAGAGAUAUCCACCGAUCAAAUCGAUCAGUCAGAUGUAAAUACACCUUCGUCAGUAUGUGACAUGAAAGGGUUGACACCUAAAGGAAACCGUGCAACUAGAGAUCAUCACAUCAAGGAUGUGGACAUGAAACAGACAGCUGCUGCCGACAGCGUGACCUCAGAUUGUUUUCAGCCUGGAGUGAUUGGGAAUACUAUGUGUGGGAGAUCACUCACAAAAUCCCAUUAUUCCAAAGCUGAUUGUCAGCAUGCAGGGGGGAACGUCAAUUCGACAGAUGCUUCAGUCAAUGAGGAUGUGGAGAUAAAGCCAAAAAAGCUGUGUUCAGACAACUUACAAUCAGCUGUCUCACAUGAGAGAACGUCAUGUGAAGUGAGCGGCGUGAUCACUGAGGAAUCUGCACCUUUAUCAGUGGCUGAUGUGAAGCCUCCACCCACAAAAAGUGAUGGACAAAUUGCAGACUCAUGUCAUUUAGUUGCUGAAAAGACAGACACCAACAAUAAGAAGAAGGUGAAGGACUCCACUGAGGAUACUGGCUCAGUUCUGGUUGCAGUUAUCUCAGAGGAAAGCCACCAGGACAUGAAGCAGGAUCUUAAUAUGACACUUCACACAGAGAAUAUGAUGCCAGACCAACCUGAUGGACAGCUUGGCAAAGAAGGAGAUGGCAGCGUCACAAUGAGAGAUAACUCCCAAAGAAGCCCCAAAUCUAGGCCUGUUUCCGAACUCAUAAAGGAGACCAUUCAAAUGCAUGAAAAGCUGCAGCACCAGGACCGGACCAAGCCAGCUGAAGUGAAGUGUGAUGAGCAGGGCCAUUCUGUGAAGGUGGCACAGAUGAAGGCGGCGUUCGACUCACCUCACAAAUCCCCAGACAAGGCAAUCGAGAGGAAGCCAUCAGUGAGAAGAGAUUCACCACCAACAACCCUCAUCUAG